AAUUAAUGUUUGAUUUGUUAAAUAUAUAUAACUUUUGUAGUCAUUUAUAAUAAAAAUGUUUGCAAUUUAUAGUUGAAAUAUAUUCACAUUUUAUAAUUUCAUUACUUUUGAUUCAAAUGAUAGCCAAUUAAGUUUUGAUUACUUUGUUUAUUAUCACAACUUUGGUCCCAAUAAUUAAUGGCCACAAAUGAAAUUGACGAUCAAAUGACGGCAUCGUCGGCCUCAUCAUUGGGUUACACGUCAUUAUCAUCGACGACAGACAGUCUACCAUUGAAUGAAUGUGUGUCCGAAGCGGCCAUAUAUUCAAUAUGUGGUGUCUGUGCCAUGUCUUUCCAUCACUUGUUUCCCUAUCAAUGGGAUCGAUCAUUUUGUGAGACAACUAUGUCUGAAUUGAUAAGACAUUUAGCACUUCCAUCACAAGUUCAAAAUGCGAUGAAAGCUCUGAUGGAUGGAGAAGGAGGAGAUGUCAGUGCUUUCAUUGCGCUCAUCAAAGAAGAGUCUAAUUUCAAGUCUUCCUGUGUCCGAGUCGUUGAAGAGUUGGUUAUGUUUGCCGUCAAAGAAGGAUGGAUUAAAAGAGGCGUAUAUGACGCACGACUUCGGGUUUUGAUUUUGCAUAUCUCUCAACUAUUAGGAGUUCCCAUACCUAUUGUCGAACUCUACGAAGAAUCAGUCAUUGAAAUGCUUUCCGAAUACAUUCCUCAACAAAAUGAUGAAGAAAUUAAAAUAAAGCGAAAAAGGGAACGAAAUAAAAAAAUUAAGAGAUAUGUUAUGAUUGGUUUGGCCAGUGUUGGUGGCGGUGCUAUCAUUGGAUUAACUGGUGGUUUGGCCGCACCAUUUGUAGCUGCCGGUGCUGGUGCUAUAAUAGGUACAGCCGGUGCUGCUGUAUUGGGUUCGUCAGCUGGAAUAGCAGUAAUCGGUUCAUUGUUUGGUGUGGCCGGUGCUGGGCUUACGGGUUAUAAAAUGAAAAAAAGAGUGGGAGAUAUUGAAGAAUUUGCUUUCGACACAUUAACUGCUGGUCGAGAAUUACAUCUUACGAUUGCAAUAUCUGGUUGGGUAUCACAAGAAGGUGCCCAAGCAUUUAAAGAGCCGUGGCUUUCAUUAUUGAAUUCUAGGGAACAGUAUUGCAUACGAUAUGAAUCGGCAUAUUUACUAGAAUUAGGACGAGCUAUGGAUUAUUUUCUUAGUUUUGCCGUUAGUAUGGCUGCACAGGAAGCUCUAAAAUACACUAUUUUAAGUGGACUUAUAGCUGCUAUUGCAUGGCCAGCAACAUUGGUAACUGUGUCGGGUGCUAUUGAUAAUCCAUGGGGUGUAUGCAUUAGAAGAUCUGCAGAAGUAGGCAAACAUUUGGCUGAAAUAUUGAUUGCAAGACAACAGGGAAGACGUCCGGUUACUUUAAUUGGGUUUAGUUUAGGCGCUCGAGUUGUUUACUAUUGUUUACAAGAAAUGGCUCAAAGAAAAGGUUGUGAAGGUAUCAUUGAGGACGUGGUGUUAUUGGGAGCACCAGUUCCAGCGUCAUGUGAUCAAUGGAAAGCAUUUGGACGUAUUGUUAGCGGAAGAAUAAUUAAUGGUUAUUGUCGAGGAGAUUGGCUCUUAAAGUUUUUAUACAGAACUUCUUCGGCAACUUUAAGAAUAGCAGGACUUCAGGCCAUUGAUUGGAACGACCGAAAAAUGACAAACGUUGACCUCAGCCAUAUUGUGACGGGACAUAUGGAUUACGUACGCAAAAUGAAACAAGUCUUGGAAGAGAUCGGCGUUCGUACCGUUGAAGAGCCAAAUGUGACGACAAACGAGUGUUUUAUGAGAAGAACUCAUUCAGACAUAACACAAAUGACUCAAAAAUUGGAUGCAAUGAUUGUCUCCUCGAAAUCCGAUUCCAAUUUAGGUCGUCGUUAUUCCGAUCCGUUAGUCGUCUGCCAAUUGAAUGCUUUAUCGAAACAGUCAGCAAACAUAUCACGAAGAUCUUCUUCACUCGAGAGUAUUCUUAGCAAAGUUAGCCGUAAUUCAAUUGGUAUGACCUGUAGUUCACCGACCACUACAAGCCCUGAGUUAAUUAAAAACUCAAUCUAUAGAAAAUCAACUGAUUUUCUUAAUGUUCCGCAAUAAUGGUUGUGAUUGUUGUGAUUAUUGGGUAAAAUGAAUCAAAAUAAUUAAAUGUAUCUAAACUUAUCAAAAUAAUCAUUA
This is a messenger RNA of Oppia nitens, 2181 nucleotides long. RefSeq names its product transmembrane and coiled-coil domain-containing protein 4-like. The record is from RefSeq and is a predicted model, not a curated record. The transcript has 7 exons. NCBI's taxonomy places the organism in Eukaryota, Metazoa, Arthropoda, Arachnida, Sarcoptiformes, Oppiidae. Bases 178 to 2103 code for a protein of 641 amino acids.